Molecule: messenger RNA, 3501 nt
Organism: Wyeomyia smithii (pitcher-plant mosquito)
Lineage: Eukaryota; Metazoa; Arthropoda; Insecta; Diptera; Culicidae
Product: protein MMS22-like
Exons: 2
Coding region: 219-3434 (1071 amino acids)
Biological process (GO): double-strand break repair via homologous recombination; replication fork processing
Cellular component (GO): nuclear replication fork
Source: RefSeq, a predicted model, not a curated record
UCUGUUGAUGCAAAAAUUGCGCGCAGAAAAAUAUUCAUUCAAAAGACGAGUUAUAAACAAUAUUAUAAACAUGGCAAAAUACCGACAAUACAGUAUAAGUGGUAUAACAAACUAUCUUUGAAGCUUUGAGAAAUUAUGUUGUUCAAAUUGCAGGUAACAUUUUUGGUUGUAAUAAGAACGAAGUUUCGCGCUUUGUGGGUGAAGAUGUUAAGCAGUUCAUGCAAACGAGCAAAUACUGCGAAACUUAUUCACUACCUAUAAAAAAUGAAGAAUUGCCUAUCCGACUGUUCAAAUUGCAAGUUUAUUAUUUGAAUAACAAGACCCUGAAAAAACUAUUGAUUCUAGCGAAGGACCGUAUCGGAAAAUUAUCUACCAAAGAGUCUCGUCAAGAAUUUGGCUACUUUGUGUGUAGUGGAAUUAGGACGGAAAUCAGCGACUUUAUGCGAAGAAUAUUAGGACAAGGGGAACAUCUACUAGAAACAAGAAACUUCCAUGAGAUUUACACGAUCGAAAAUUCUCUACCGAAAAUAGUGCACGUUGUAGAAAGAAAGUGGGCAAGUUCGAUGAAAGGUUUGGAUAGAUUAGAACGAGAUUAUUAUCAUGCAAUAUUGGAAUGGUACUGGUUGAAUCUUCUUAUUACCUACGAAAGCAAAAAGUGCGAAGAAAAUAAGAAACUAUUUGAGGCAGCAUUUCGUAAAUUGUUGGAAAACCUCACUAGACUGGCUUUGUUUAAGUAUAAAGCAAUAGGACAAGAGGAGCUGUUGAACCAGAAUCAGUUCAUUUGUCCGUGCACUGAGAAAUUAUGGAUUGGAUUGAUGUGUUUGUCAUCGGCCGAAAAUAACAUAAAUUUCUGGGAUUGUCUGCAAAAAGUUUUAGACAACGUUGAAAAAGAACGACGAACACGAAGAACUUCGAAGUUAUCGGCCCAUGAUUUUCUUUUUCAUGUAUGGUUCAUGAACGGCAUAGUAUCUUUGUAUCAGUAUCAAAUAUUGCACGGUGUAGUUUCUACGCCAGUAAUAACUCUUGCCGCAGAAUACUCUAUACUAGACAGAGCUGUCCAAGAUAUUAUUCAAGGUAGCAAGUCCGAGCAACAAAUGAGGAUAAUUAUACUUUUGCUGAAACCUAUAUACACCCAGUGGUGGCCAAUGCGAUAUGAUUUUAUUAUCGCGCUAUGGGACUAUUUCCGCAAACGUUUGAACCUUUCAUUUCAAUUGCCUUCUGAAAAGCUGAAUAAAAUGGCAUUCAUUGGCCAGUCGCCAUCGUCUCUUUUAGAACAAGCACGUAUACGAGCCAGCCAGGAAGAAUUUGAAAAGCUUAACAUUGAAGAGUCAAGUUAUAAAUUAUUUUUAUCAAUUUUGGCUUUUGUGGUUCGACAUUAUACAACAGCUGGUCUAAGCGUUAAAGUACAAAUCCUUUUUCUUCGAACAAUUCUCAGCAUUGCACCCCCAAAGAUGAAAAUCCUGACUGAGCAGGCGAUGUGGAACCUUGCACUUUUAGGGCUUACUAUGCUAAAAGCUACUACCUACACCAACGAUUAUUCACGCGUUUCAAUACAACUAUUACAUCUCAGAAUAGAUCCAAGCACAAGUCCUAUAGAUUUGGAGAGUUUAGUUCGACGCACUACGACAAUAACCCUAGUUCAUACGGCUUUACUUUUGGCAUUUUGCGAGCGAGGUUUUGACAGGAGCUUACAUCUUCAACGUUUCUUGAAGGCUUUGGAGGAAGCGAGAAUCAAAUACGGUGAACGAUUACAACCGGCAUAUAGAGUGCUAUCCGAAGGAAUGUGUGCUAUAUUUUUGAAAGAUUUGAGAUCAGGUCAAUUGGAAAUAUGCGACGCAGCAUUUUUUGGCAGCUGGUUACGAAGCUACCUGAAACGAUGUAAAGAGAUUGAUCGCAAUCUAAUUAUAAGAAGUUCUUUCUCUUUCAUAGCUGUUAUUCGAAUACUUGAUUGUUAUCAGAGUAAAGAAAAUCUGGAAUCUGGAGAGUAUACCUGUAUUUUACAACCAUUAUACGAGAACGUAUUGCCAUACAUACGAGAAUACUUUAGCAACGAUACUGCGACAAGCCCGUUGGUUGCGGAAUUGGCGGCAAAAUUUACUUUAACAUCAUACGAGCCUCUGGCUUCAUUCUUGCCGAUGUUUACUUUUUUUGCAGAAAACGCCACCGCUAAUGCUUAUCUACGCUUCCAUUACGUUAAGGCAAUAGUAAAGAGUAAUCGAUCAAGUGAACUGAAACAAACGUUUAUUAUCAAAAAUUGGUUGAAAUUCGCGUUACUAAUUAAUCGUAAUCAGUUAAACGAUCUUUCCCGUGUGGUUUGUCGUUUGCAAGAGUUUCGAGCCUUAUGCGAAAUACCAGAAUAUGAUCUUUGUGAUAUAGAUGAUAGUCCUAUUGAAACGUUCUUUAAAUUCAUUGGACUCAAAUACAAAGAACUGGAAGGUAUUAAUGAUCGAGAGCGGUAUGAGAUGAAAAUAAAAGUUCAUUCUCUAUUUCAAAAUUUUGAUAAAUGGAUAGUGAAUCCAAAUGCCAUGGUAUUGCAUAAAAUCUUCUAUGCCCUAGCAAUUGCUUUGAAAGAAUGCGGAACAAUCAUCUACAUCAAAGGAAAUUUAUCAUGUUUAUACCACAUUGCAUUUCGUCAAUAUUUUCUUCCAACCAAUGUACUAAUGUUCAAUGACUUGUCACAGGAUAUGAUACAAACAAUGGCUAAAUUUUGGUAUCAGAUAAUGGAUGCGUUGAGUAUGAUGAAUUAUGAAGGAGACCCAACAAUCGGUGACCACGCUUUCAAUAUGAUGAUCAAAUGGGCACCGCAGUUUUUUAAGUUGAAGGAUAAAGAUGAAAUUGCGAAGCCAUUUCUGACGUUUUUUUUAACGCAGAACGAGUCUAUCAUUACUUAUGUUUUUAGUCGAUAUAUGUGCACAUACGUUCAAUUGUAUUCGUUCGCUCCUAAACCUAGAGCUGACAUCGGGCUCAAGAUUCUCCUUUACAUGCUGGAUAUAUUGUGCACAAAGAACGAAAACGGAAAGAUUGCUCUUUUCAUAAAACUAGCUGGUAAUUGCACCAUGGAGCAUGCUUUUAUAACCCACGAGUUAUCUAAAACUAGAGUUGUUGCCACAGACAUAGUUAACAAAAUGCUACAGUGCGCGCAGAAAUUAUCUGAUUCAAUCACAAUGGAAUUAAUGAAUUGUUUAGCCGCAUUUACAAAGACAUAUUUGCCUAUGUACACAACACAGUAUUUUAGUUUCAUGAACAAACUAGCUGAAAACCAUCCAACAUUUAUCAACUCAAUGAUCUCGACUGUUCGCUUACAACUGAUGGAAGUCGAACGUGCGCGUGGUGUCCAAGAAGAUAAACAUAUGCGACGGUUACUCCUGCAAUUAGAAGGUGCGAUAGGGGCGAGUUUAACUAAACUUAAGGCAAAAAUCAGGUCUGGGCUAUAGUGCAAUGAUAUUUUUAAAACACACUACACGCUUGUUAUUGAAUGCGUUAAUAAUAAAAGAUACACAU